Cercocebus atys (sooty mangabey) is the source of this 1232-nucleotide messenger RNA. Its product is annotated as hyphally regulated cell wall protein 3-like. The record is from RefSeq and is a predicted model, not a curated record. Bases 281 to 892 code for a protein of 203 amino acids. The transcript has 2 exons. Lineage: Eukaryota; Metazoa; Chordata; Mammalia; Primates; Cercopithecidae.
UGUAAUUCCUGCUAUCAAAACAGUCCCUACUGGAGCAGUUAAUACUUAGAUACCUAGUGGGAAAGAAGAUACGCUCUGGGUUGUUGAAAGUCCUGGAACGGGGCUUUGCCAUCGGGGAUGCUUCGUGGCUGACAUGUUUUCCCUCAAGAUGUGCCGGUCACACAGGUGCCCACAGCUGCCUUGGGCCUCCCACGAACUUGGCGAAAAGUUCCCAUAGAACUUUUCCUGCCUUGGGCGAGGAAAGCUCUGGCUGCCUGGGGUCAGGUGGCAGCCCUGGGAGAUGGAGACCCAGUCACACACAGGUGCUUACGAUGGGCACAGCGACUCGGUGCCAUCGUCUGAGACCCAGUCACGCACAGGUGCUUACGAUCGGCACAGCGACUCGGUGCCAUCGUCUGAGACCCAGUCACGCACAGGUGCUUACGAUGGGCACAGCGACUUGGUGCCAUCGUCUGAGACCCAGUCACACACAGGUGCUUACGAUGGGCACAGCGACUCGGUGCCAUCGUCUGAGACCCAGUCACAUACACGUGUUUACCGUGGGCACAGCGACUCGGUGCCAUUGUCUAAGACCCAGUCACACACAGGUGCUUACAAUUGGCACAGCAACUCGGUGUCAUUGUCUGAGUCACACACACAUGUUUAUGGUGGACACAGCGACUCGGUGCCAUCGUCUGAGGUCCAGUCACACACAGGUGCUUACAAUGGGUACAGCAACUCCAUGCCAUCGUCUGAGUCACACACAGGUGCUUACAAUGGGCACAGCGACUCGGUGCCAUCGUCUGAUACCCAGUCACACACACGUGUUUAUGGUGGGCACAGCGACUCCGUGCCAUCGUCUGAGUCACACAUGUGUUUACGGUGGGCACAGCGACUCAGUGUCAUCGUCUGAUACCCAGUCACACACACGUGUUUAUGGUGGGCACAGCGACUCCAUGCCAUCAUCUGAGUCACACACAGGUGUUCACGGUGGGUACAGCGACUCAGUGCCAUCGUCUGACAUUGGAUUGUGCAUCCACUUGUCCCACCUGCUGGUAACCCACCUCCAGAGGUGAAUUGACAACUAAGUCCUGCCUCCUUUGAACUGGGCUGCGGGUGCCAAGCUGGAGAGCAUUUGCCCUCUCCCACUGCUGCUGAAACAGAUACCACUAAUUUAGUGGUUUAAACCAGCACAGAUUUCUUCUCUUGUGGUGCUGGAGGUCAGAAGUCCGAAAUGAGUUUCACUGGGCCAA